AUGCAGCGGAUGAAGGAGUCAGAAACAAUCAAUGAAUAUUGUGACAAACUUCCAAGCAUUGUCAACAACGUAAGGUUUCUUGGAACUGAGUUUUUUGAUACAAGGAUAGUCCAAAAAAUUCUUGUGACUGUUCCUCAGAGGUUUGAAUCUACCAUUUCUUCUUUGGAAAAUUCCAAAGAUCUGUCAAACAUUUCUUUAUCAGAAUUGGUGUGUGCUUUGCAAGCUCAAGAACAAAGGAUACUUAUGAGGGAGGAAGACACGAUUAAAGGUGAUUUACAAGCAAAAUUGAAGCUCAAUCAAGGCCACAAAGGAAAGAAGAAAAAGGUCCAAUGUAAAAACUUUGAGAAAGGAUAA
This is a messenger RNA of Vicia villosa (hairy vetch), 354 nucleotides long. RefSeq lists its product as uncharacterized. Lineage: Eukaryota; Viridiplantae; Streptophyta; Magnoliopsida; Fabales; Fabaceae. The transcript has a single exon. Bases 1 to 354 code for a protein of 117 amino acids. The record is from RefSeq and is a predicted model, not a curated record.